UCACGUACCGUUGCCAAACAAUGAGCAGGAAAAAGCCACGUUGACGACGAAGUGGAGUGAAGUCAGCAUUAACGUUACCUUUUGCUUGAAAAACGGGAGUAUUUCCCUUGAAAUAUAUAGCCUUGGCUUUCUUCUUAACUAACUAGAGUAAGAAUAGAGAUGUCUUCACCUCCUAAAGAGAAAAUCGAAACCAAAGCUGGACAUCUCCCUGCUGUGAAAGUGGGAGGUAUGAGGGUGGUUCAGAAGCACCAGCCAGCUGCUGGUGAACCAGCUCCACCAGAGAAGAGGGAGGACGACGACGAGGAAGAAUACGUCAGCAGCAGUCCACCAAAGCCAACGGUUGUCAUCUCAGGAGUAGUUGCCAAGGGCGAUAAGGACUUCACCCCGGCGGCAGCACAGGUGGCCCACCAGAAGCCCGUGCCAGGGGUGCAGAAGCUGCCCCAGUCUCACCACAUCAACCAGCACAUCCACCAGCCCCGCAAGUGAGCCCUCGCCCAGGAACGCCACGCCGCACCGCGCCGCACUGCACCGCGGGGCGGGACGGGACCACACCACACCAAAGCCCAGUCAUAUCAACCCACGCACCAAACCGACCAACGCACCAACCCAACCAAAACAACCCGACCAAUGCAUCAACCCAACCAAAACGACCCGACCAAUGUGUCAACUCAACCCAACAGCUCGCCAGUCCUAACAACUCAGCCAGCUGACCAACCAACCCAACCAAACAACGUAACCAAAACACCAACCCCACCCCACUAUUGACCGGUCCGAACAACCCAACCCGACCCAACUCUACCAAACAAGCCAAAUCGCCCAACCCAUUCAUCCACCAAAUAAAAAAAAAACCCAACCAGGUCCCCCGACUACCCAACCAACCAGUCAACUCCACCACCUGCCUGCCAGCAAGCGCUCAGGUGACCCAGGGACCACUGCGCCUCGCCAGGCAUUCCUUAUGAUCACGCUCGUGCCCUACGCCCCGCCUACACACUAGCCUUCGUCCAAUCACCAUAGCCAGAACAGAUACACUCUCUCCUGUCGCCGUGCAGUUGAUGACCAUGAUGACGAUGAUGAUGAAGAUGAUGAUGAUGAGAACACUAAAACUGUUCAGGGUUGAAUAUCAGAGUAAUCUAUUUAGAUUUAAAAUAUUCUUGUAAUGUUUAAGGGGAUGUAUUUAAUGAGAAAAUGAGAAGAGUUUUAUUUUUAUUCUUUUUUUUUUUUGUCCUGUUUGACACAAAUUAUUUUCUGGAAUUGUGUAAAUUGUAUAAAACCUAAGUGAUGUCAUGUGAAAGGAUUGUGAUGUUAGAGGAGUUAGGCUUUAGUCUAGGUGUGGCUGUUGGAAUAAAAAAUAGAACAUGAUCAAGAAAAACAAAAUGCCAAUUUUGUGCACCUAUGUCCCUUAACUACCAAGAGUGGUGCUUACAGCGCUUCUAUGUGCUUAGUUCUCCCUGAGACUGAAUGCAGAUGAUAUUGCUAUUCCUUCAGUAUAAUAUAUAUUGUGUUGGAUAAAUACAUCUGCUAUUUGACGCCA
Molecule: messenger RNA, 1531 nt
Organism: Sardina pilchardus (European sardine)
Lineage: Eukaryota; Metazoa; Chordata; Actinopteri; Clupeiformes; Clupeidae
Gene: dap
Product: death-associated protein
Exons: 4
Coding region: 160-486 (108 amino acids)
Biological process (GO): apoptotic signaling pathway; cellular response to amino acid starvation; negative regulation of autophagy
Molecular function (GO): death domain binding
Source: RefSeq, a predicted model, not a curated record